Molecule: messenger RNA, 1815 nt
Organism: Lasiodiplodia theobromae
Lineage: Eukaryota; Fungi; Ascomycota; Dothideomycetes; Botryosphaeriales; Botryosphaeriaceae
Product: MFS transporter
Exons: 3
Coding region: 1-1815 (604 amino acids)
Biological process (GO): transmembrane transport
Molecular function (GO): transmembrane transporter activity
Source: RefSeq, a predicted model, not a curated record
AUGCGCAGCAGAACCACCUCGCAGGCCGAGCCCGCUGACUCGUCCACCGGUGCCGCCCUCCGCCAGCACAAAGCUCAUCAGCGCCAUGGCUCCGGCGUAAAUCCCCACGCCCGCUCCAUCUCCCUCGGCCGCCUCGAGCUCGACGAACCUGCCGACAUGGACACGCCCAUCGAACACAGCAAGCCGCCGCCCGCCAGCUGGGCCACGCUGCCUCACAAGGGCCAGCUCGCCGUGCUGGCCAUCUCGCGCUUUGUCGAUUUUUUCCAAAUGGCCUCGCUGCAGACGUACAUGGUCCACCAGCUAAAGUCCUUCGAUCCCGCCCUGCCCGACUCGGCCAUCUCGCACCAGGCCGGUGUGCUGCAGGGCAGCUUCACUGCCACCCAGAUUGUCACUGCUGUCGUCUGGGGGCGCGUCGCCGAUGCCCCGUGGUGUGGUCGCAAACGCGUGCUGUUGAUCGGCCUCGUCGGCACCGCUUUCUCGUGUUUGGGCGUCGGCUUCUCGCAAACUUUUUUGCAGGCCACGCUCUGGCGCAUGUUUGGCGGUGCCAUCAACGGCACCAUCGGCUCUGCGCGAACCAUGGUUGCCGAGACGGUCGAUAAGCGCUUCCACUCGCGCGCUUUCCUGCUGCUUCCACUUGCCUUCAACGUGGCCAACAUCCUCGGUCCCAUUCUGAGCGGCUUGCUCGUCGAGCCUGUCGCCGCAUACCCAAAGCUCUUCGGCCCAGCCUCAGUCUUUGGCGGGGUCGAUGGUGUCCAAUGGAUGGAAAAAUAUCCAUACGCCAUGCCAAACCUCCUCUGCGCCAUCCUACUCGUUCUCGAGGCCAUUGCCGUGCAUUUACUACUCACAGAGACGCUAGCCAGCAUCCGGAACUCCAAGGUCCCGCUUCCCAGCAUCCUGGACCUGGUGAAGAGGUUCAUUUCUCGCUUCACGUCGCCCAAUGCGCACCGCUACAGCCUUGUCGACUCCGCCUCCGAUGGCCUACUGGCGGGCAUGGACGACGACGCUGUUGAACUCUCGUCAAUCAAUCAUGGCGAGAAGCCGAGCAUGACAAAGCGCCAGCAAGUUUUGCCAUUCAGCCGCAUCUGGACCUCCAACGUUCUAUGGGUCUUGCUUUCAAUUGCCAUUUUUGACUUCCAUAUGGGUGCCUUCUCCAGUCUCUGGAUUGUGUAUCUUUCCAGCGAUAGGCCUGCACCUGACAUCACGGCCCGCUUCACCAAGAGAUCCAACCCUUUUAUCUUUAGCGGCGGUCUUGCCUUUGAGCCUGCUGCUAUUGGCUUUGCUCUAGCUGUCCUUGGAAUUGUCGGCCUGUUCCUUCAGCUUUCUAUAUACCCCUGGGCCAACACGCGUUUCGGCCUGAUGCGUUGCUUCCGCUACUCGCUUUUUCUUUUCCCGCUGGCUUAUUUCCUGGCACCCUAUUUGUCUCUCUUGCCCUCGCCAACACCGGCGCCAAGUCCCGCCACAGGAUUCUGGGUAUGGGUCGGCAUCAGUCUCAUUCUCACCCUCCAGGUGACCGCGCGUACCUUUGCUCUUCCAGCUAGUAUUAUCCUGCUCAAUAACUCCAGCCCGCAUCCGAGUGUCCUUGCCACUAUCCAUGGCAUCGGCCAGAGCGUGAGCUCGACCUUCCGCACCGUGGGACCCAUCGCCGCCGGCUACUGGUACGGUGUUGGGCUAGAGAGGGGCAUUGUCGGGAUUGCUUGGUGGCUUGUCGCAGCUGUCAGUUCUAUUGGCUGCGUUGCCAGUUUCUGGGUCCGUAAUGGCACUGGCCACGAGAUUCUCCUGCCUGGUGAGGAACCUCCGGAGAAUGACAGGCAAUAA